Molecule: messenger RNA, 1654 nt
Organism: Paramacrobiotus metropolitanus
Lineage: Eukaryota; Metazoa; Tardigrada; Eutardigrada; Parachela; Macrobiotidae
Exons: 2
Coding region: 467-1249 (260 amino acids)
Cellular component (GO): mitochondrion
Source: RefSeq, a predicted model, not a curated record
UUGCGCUUAAAUUGCUUGUAAGUUAGUAAGUAAUUUAUAAUUCUCUAAGAAAACUAAUUGUCUAUGAUAAUUUUAUCAGUGAUAAACCUAUUGUGACGUAUUGUCAGUUUGAACGGUUUCGCAUGUUUAGAUGUCAGACAAAAUUUAAAGCUGUAUUCUGGAGCUCAGCUGCUAUUCAAGUUUUGUGCUGAAGCAACACUACAACAAUCUCUCUGAUCAGUCUGAUCCGGAAUUAUCCAUUUUCAUGUGUUUUCUCUCGUUCAGGAUUGCAUCCCGUAUCCGCUUUAUGAAUAAAAGCUAUUAUUGAGCGACACUCCUGAGGGACAGCCCAUGUUUCCUCCUAUUGCCCAUUUAUAGGAUACGGGUAGCACUAGCUGUAACAGUGGGCGAGCAUCGGAUGAAGUUCGUUCUGCUUCGAAAGCGGAGUGGAGUGCGCGAGGGACGCCGCGCCUGAGUGCUUGCCGCGAUGAUCCCGCGACGCCCUGUACCCUGGCCGUCGUGCUGGCUCGGAAUGGGUGCUGCUGUGCCAACAAAGACCCUUAUGCUACGGACCCCUGUGCGUCCGCUGCGCGCCCUGGGACGGGGGCUCGUGGGCACUGAAUGGCAGGCUCCCUGUUGGCCGCACGCAGCGCGCGGACUGAGCAGCCACCCCGCCCCCGCGGGCGGCAGCCCCAGCGUCAGGGGUGGACCGAAUGGCGCCCCUGCGGAAGGGGAUAUCCGCGCUGCUCCGCCGUCUGUCCGUGCUGACGCUAUGGCACCCGCCCCCGAGCUCCCCAAGCCAUCGUACUGGCAGCGCUUCAAGGAGAUGUACAAAUCCUACUGGUACGUCCUGCUGCCCGUGCACGCCCUCACCUCCGCCGGCUGGAUGCUGCUCCUCUACUACCUGGUCAAAAGCGGCGUGGACAUCGUGGCACUGCUGGAGAAAGUGGGCGCCAGUGAACAACUGCUGGAGCGCUUCCGGCUGGAGUCGUCGCGGUCGGCGACGUACGCGUACCUGGCCAGUGCGUACGCGCUGUACCACGUGGUGGCGCCGCUGCGCUACGCCCUGACGCUGGCGCUGACGACGCUGGCCAUCGCCUACCUGCGCCGCUGGGGCUACAUCCGGCCGCUGCCCUCCAAGGAGCGCCUGCAACAGAUGGUCAGCCAGGCGCCCACGCACGUCCGCCGGAUGGUCCGCCGCCGGCUGGACGCCCGACACAAGGCCCGCGCCGAACACUGUGAUAAAAACAAUUCUCCCAAGCAGCAGUGAAGCAGCAGAAGAGUUCCAAGUCAGCCCGUUGUACGAAUGCACGUGAAGUACCGUGUGUGAUUUGACUUCCGGUAUCCAGAAUUCAGCGUGCUGACAGUGGUGCGCAGUGCAUCGUAGCGCCAUUUGCGGACCGAAAGUAGCACUGCUUGUUAUCCGGGAUAAUGUUCCUCAGUGAUUUUAAUUUGUUGGCUUGUGGCUUGGGAAUGCAGGCCUAAGAACUACCAACGCUGCGAUGCCUGUGUCAUGUUGUAACGCGUUGGGUGGUAUUUGUGGGCGAACUUGACGGCGGUCUUUCUUUACUAAUCACUUCCGGUUCGGCUGAACGGGAUUGUCGGUCACUAAAUGGUGACGGUGUUGGUGCAAUCAGCGUGAUGCAUUGUCUAAAGCACUCGUUCUACUUUUCAC